UUGCCCACACUAUUUCGUCCUCCAACUUCCAACAAUGGAACCCGAAGAACACCACCACCACCACCACCCCCAAUCCCCCGAAACCCCACCACCUUCCACCACCACCAUUUCGCCGCCGGCCUGCUGCAAAUGCGGCGCCCCCACCGCCUUCGCCGCCCCUCCGCCGUCGUGCUCGCCGCCCCCAAACUACCGCCCCAUCCGAGCCCCCGCCAUCAACCUCCCCCCAAACAACAACUCCCAACAAGCCAUCAUCCUCGCCCCGGUCCCACAAUCCAAGCCGGUCCCACCAAUCUCACCUCCCUUCCGCUUCCAAACCCCCUCCAAGAAAAUCCAAUCCCCCGACGACAUCCGCCGCUUCCACGACUCCGAUUCCGGCAAGCACUUCCUCGGCUUCGUCGUCGCCCUCUCGGAAUCCAUCCGCAGCAAGAAAAUCUCCGAUCCCUGCCACGUGUCCCCCGUCACCGCCGCCAUCGUCUCCGUCCUCGAGACCCUCCUCAAAUGGGUCGACGAAAUCCCGCCGACUCAGCAAGCCGCCCGAUACGGCAACGUUUCGUACCGCGUCUGGCAUGACCGCUUGGUCGAAAAUAGCCCUGACCUAAUGCUCAAAUUCCUCCCUCCGCAUCUCGAAGCUUCCACCGUCGAGAUCGUUCCCUAUUUCACUGAUAGCUUCGGAAACGCUAGCCGGAUCGACUACGGCACCGGCCACGAGACCAAUUUCGCGGCGUGGCUAUACUGCCUGGCGAGAAUGGAGGUCAUUAAGGAAGAGGACUACCCUGCCGUGGUGGCCAGAGUGUUCGUCAAGUACUUGGAGUUGAUGAGGAAGCUGCAGCUGGUCUAUUGCUUAGAGCCGGCGGGGUCUCACGGCGUUUGGGGCCUCGACGACUACCAUUUCCUGCCGUUUAUUUUCGGCUCGUCGCAGUUGAUUGAUCACAAGUAUAUGAAGCCGAAGUCGAUUCAUAAUGAUGAUAUAUUGGAGAACUUUUCGAAAGAGUAUAUGUAUCUUUCGGGGAUUGCUUUCGUGAAGAAGGUGAAGAAGGGGCCGUUUUCGGAGCACUCUCCUUUGUUGGAUGAUAUUAGUGGAGUGCCGAAUUGGAAGAAAGUUAAUAGUGGGAUGCUGAAGAUGUAUAAGGUUGAGGUGUUGGAGAAGGUACCAAUUAUGCAGCAUUUCCUAUUUGGCUGGCUCAUCAACUGGGAGUAGGUGACAUCUCUUGCGGAAUCUUUUGUGGGAGCAAGUCGUUGAUUUUCUGUCGGGUUAUAAGUCAGUAGAAGUUUAGAAAGUUAGUAGAUUGAAAUAUACUGCUCUGGUUACUGAAUAUGUGGUCUUGGUGUUAUGUGAGUGCAUUUUCUAUGUGAGUGCUGAAGAGGGAUGUGUUUCUGAAAUGGAGAAUGGAAAUUUGAUCUCAGAAAAGGAGUAUAUGUCCAUGAUAA
Rosa chinensis is the source of this 1428-nucleotide messenger RNA. Its product is annotated as serine/threonine-protein phosphatase 2A activator. The coding region runs from base 35 to 1198 and encodes 387 amino acids. Gene Ontology annotation, biological process: mitotic spindle organization. The record is from RefSeq and is a predicted model, not a curated record. Gene Ontology annotation, cellular component: nucleus; cytoplasm; protein phosphatase type 2A complex. The transcript is spliced from 2 exons. Gene Ontology annotation, molecular function: protein tyrosine phosphatase activator activity; peptidyl-prolyl cis-trans isomerase activity. Lineage: Eukaryota; Viridiplantae; Streptophyta; Magnoliopsida; Rosales; Rosaceae.